AUGUCUAGUAUCCUGGUGGUUACCUACACUAGUGACAUCAGUUAUAAAAAAAUGGUAUUAAAAAUCAAUGUUUAAAUUUCAAUUUCUAGCAGGAAUUUCGAAUUGAUAUAUGUAUAAUUAUUUGAAAUCAUGAACAUAUACUUACUAUAUUAUAAAUUACUAGAAAUAUUAAAAUCACAUGUAUUGUAUUAAUCUUUCUUUAUUAUUACAGAUUUAAUUGUAUUCAUUUUAUUUCGUCCUGGUAUUGUGUUACAUUCAAAAAUUAUCAAUGUAUCAAUAAAAAUAAUAUCAAUAGCGUUGGAUUAUUUCUUAUUUUUUACCGAGCUUAAAUUUAAAAUGUAGCAAUAGAAAUCACGUCCCAGCGCGCAAUAUCUAAUUUUAGAAUUCGUCACAGGCUCAUUCGUCUUCUAGUCUUGCACCUGCAAUAAACUUGCAAAUACUAAUGUAAUGAUAAUUAUACAAUUUAUCAAUAUUUUGCAAAAUCAUGUCUUUUACGAAAGGGUGAGCAAUCAAUUUUUCUUACAAUCUAUACACUUAGAAAGAUAUGCCCUGUAUUUUAUUCUAAAGACUAAAUCAGUUAGAUCUACGGACAUAUAAAUAAAAAAGUUUUGAUUUAAUUUAUUACUGAUAAAAUGCCACUUGUAAAAGACAACAUCACCGUAAGUACAUGUCUAAAAUAAUUGCUCAAACUACUUCCGUUUGGAUUGACCUCCACUGGUAAAUUUAGAAAUCUAAAUUACGCGACAAUUAUUAAAUUAGUUUUACUAUUAUACACAUAUGUAUAAAUAAUUGAAAUUUUUCAUAGGUACAUCUCCUUUAGCGAAUUUUUCAAGGUAGCUUACAACGCUGCAAUUGUAGAACCAUGUGCAAGUCGUUUCAAGGAAUUGUCUGAAAAGGGAGAUAGGGAAGGAAUGAUAAAGAUUCUCAUAAACAUACCAUAUAUUGAUAGAGUAAAGAUAGUCGAGUCGUAUAAGGGUAAGGAUGAUAUUAAAGCGGCGGAACUUUACAAAAAAAGUUGUGGAAUGAUAGCUGAAGAUGGAAUUGUGCACGAGGAGACAAAUAAAAGUAGUAUCCUUACUGAAACACUGUUUAAAGCCAGUGUAACUAGUAGAUUGUUUCUGAAUGCGCUUCUAGAUUGCGCACAAUACUGUUAUGAUUCGAAAGCUUUCGUAAAAUGCUUGAAAUAUUGCGAAUGCAUGCUUACACUUCCCGAAAAUUUUUACGAUAAAACUCCUGAAUACAGAAACGAUUUCUCGGAACGUAGAAAAGCAUGUGUCGAAUUAGAGCGUGAAUGCUAUAAAAAUAUGAAGGUGUCAUCUUCUCAGGACAAAAGACCGCGUAAAAAAUGCAACAAAAGUCAGAAUGUUCCUCCCGAGAAUGCAUUAUUGACAAGAAAUGCUUCGGUGAUACCGAGUGUUGAUGGGAAACAACAUGCUGUUCUUAAAAGUUGUUCCAAUGCUGUUGCUUUACAAUUCGAUGAAACACGAGGUCGACAUCUCGUAGCUACAAGAAACGUCAAGGCAGGAUCUGUUCUUAUCGUUGAAACACCAUUUGCAUUCAGCACAAAGAAGGAAGCACUUGAUAGAAAUUGCUUACACUGUCAUAUUACUCUUAAAUCGAGUGACAGUGUUAAAAUUCCUUGUUAUUUUUGUCAAACAGUAUCUUUCUGUUCGGAGAAAUGUCGCAGAGAAGCGUGGCAAAUGUAUCAUCAGUACGAAUGUUUUAUAUUUGACGCUUUCUAUGGAAAUGAUCUUGAAGAAAUACAUACUUCACAUUUAUUGCUAGCUUAUAGAAUGAUAAUUUCAGCCUUUUUAUCUUCAAAUGCCGAGCAAAUUAACAAUACGGGAAAAAGUAAAAUUCUUUUUCUAAAUGACAAUUUCCUUCGAGAUUAUGCUACAAAUAAAAACAAAGAAUACAGCGAUCUAGGAAUAAAUGAAGCUUAUUAUAAUCUCGAUUAUCGUACUAUAUUAAAUUUAGAAACUCAUUGUACAGAGAUGGAGCCUAGCAUAAAUCUUGUUCGAGCUAUAGAAGCUAUAUUUUUAGCAAAGUGUUUUACUUUUGUCUUGAGUAAAAUGGACGUUGUUUGCUUAAAAGAAUCUUUCAUCUUCUUGGCAGUAGCAAUGUUGCACAACUUGCAAGUUAUUAAUUGCAAUGCUUAUGAAAUUGUAGAAAAUAUAUAUGAUAAAAAAACGCAUGCUUGGGAACCAAGGCACGUAGGUGGAGCAAUUUAUCCUUCGGUUAGUCUUACAAACCAUAGUUGUUAUCCAAAUGUAGUUCGCCAUUCUUAUCCAUCAGGGAUAGUUGUAUUAAGAGCAUUGCGUUUUAUCGGUAAGGGUACCGAAAUUUUUGAUUGUUAUGGGCCGCACUGGCUUAGCGAGAGGCUUGAAUCAAGGCUUGAAUACUUAUGGAAGAAGUAUCGUUUCGUAUGUGCAUGCGAAGCAUGUGCACAAAAUUGGCAAUAUCCGCUACCUGAAACUAUGAAUUUCAAAUGCAAGGUGUGUUCAGAAAUUAUAGGUACAAUCGCAUUAAAUGAAAAACAUAUGCAGAAUAUAUUUAAUAAACAGUGUCGCAACUGUACCGAGAAAAUUGAUCUAAAAAAAAUAAAGAAUCAGUUUCGAAAGUCAGUUGAGAAAAGAUUAAACGCUAUUUCUAAAAUGUAUGACGGCCAUUAUGAACAGGCUCUUCCUGAAUUACUUGAACAUAUACAGUUUAUUGAGAAGUGUCUCAUUGCACCCAACAUGGAAACUAUUAAAACACAACAAUGUAUCAUUCAGUGUUACAAUCAGUUUGGUUGUACCUCUCAAUAG
Molecule: messenger RNA, 2807 nt
Organism: Heterotrigona itama
Lineage: Eukaryota; Metazoa; Arthropoda; Insecta; Hymenoptera; Apidae
Source: the annotation of a GenBank genome assembly